Messenger RNA from Cavia porcellus (domestic guinea pig), 1670 nucleotides. RefSeq names its product apoptosis and caspase activation inhibitor (gene Aven). The transcript is spliced from 6 exons. Lineage: Eukaryota; Metazoa; Chordata; Mammalia; Rodentia; Caviidae. The coding region runs from base 414 to 1499 and encodes 361 amino acids. The record is from RefSeq and is a predicted model, not a curated record. Gene Ontology annotation, biological process: negative regulation of G2/M transition of mitotic cell cycle.
GGUCUGUCAUCCCAGCUACUCCAGAGACAGGAGGAUCACGAGGUAAUGGUCAGGCUGGGAGUGUAGAGACCCUUCUCGAGGUGAGGAGGGUGUGGGACUUAGCUCAGAGGGUUACACUGCGCCUGGGUUCCACCUCCAGUACUGCAGAGGAAAAAACACAAACAAAAGCCCAGGCUGCACGACAGCGCUUUUACUUUACGCCGCCUGCCGCCCCCCAUGCCCAGGCCCUAAUCGGCCGGCCCAGCCGCUUUCGGCUCCCGCGGCCCAGGCCCUCGGCCCGCCGCCACCGCGCGCCCGCGCCGCCCCGCCCCGCCCGCACCUCGCCGCCCCGGCCGGUCGCUCCCGGCUCCUGCGCCACCGCUUCCGGUGGGCCCGGGCGUCUCCCGCGAGCGCUGCACGGCCGGCGGCGCCAGAUGCAGGCGGAGCGAGGAGCUCGGGGCGGCCACGGGCGGAGGCCCGGGCGCGGGCGGCCCGGUGGGGAUCGAGACCGCGACCGCGACCGGGCCGGCGCCGCCGCGGCGGUGGCGAGAGGCGGCGGCGGGGACGUAGCCGGCCGCCGAGGUCGCGGCCGUGGCUUCCGCGGCCACCGCGGAGGCCGGGGAGGAGGAGGAGGAGGAAGAGGCCCGCGAGGCGGCCGCAGGGAGCCGGGGCGCCGCGACGCCUGGUCCAGCUCGCCGGUUGAAGAUGACAGUGAUACAGAAAUCCAAAGAGAAGAGAAUGAUGAACAGGGAAAUUAUUCUAAAAGAAAAAUCAUCUCUAACUGGGAUCGAUACCAAGAUACUGAAAAAGAGGCCAAUAAUGAGAGUGGAGAAUCACAGAGAGGGACAGAUUUCAGCGUCCUCCUGAGCUCUGCAGGGGACUCCUUUUCACAAUUCCGGUUUGCAGAGGAGAAAGAGUGGGAUGGUGAAGUUUCAUGUUCCAAACAGAACUCAGCACUUUAUGUGGAUAGUAUGUCACUGGUCCAAGCUCUUCAAGAACUGCCUCUCUCACUCCGACUCAAUGUGGCUGCUGAGUUGAUCCAGAGUGUGGUUCCUUUAGAGCUUCCUCAGGUGAAACCAAAGAGAAAGGAUGAUGGCAAGGGACUAGGAAUGCAGUUAAAGGGGCCCCUGGCGCCUGGAGGAAGGGGCCCCAUUUCGGAGCUGAGAUCUUCCACUUCUGGGUGCCCUGGGUCCCUGGGCAAAGACAGCCCAAGACCUGCCCCUUCAGGGGCUUCUCAGAAACCGAAUUCUCUGCUGCAGUCAGCAGCAGACCAUUUGGAAGAAGAACUGGAUCUGCUGCUUAAUUUAGAUGCAUCUGUAAAAGAGGGAGACGACAUCUUACCAGAAGAGAUGUCUCAGGACCUGAAAUCUGAGAAAGAUGGACAGGUGGCGCAAGAGGAACAAGCUCCCACAAAGCCGUCUGUGACUGAAGAAAAGAAGGCAGAAUCUGAGCAACCAAGUACAUCUAAAAGUGUUACCGAGGAAGAGCUGGAAGACUGGUUGGACAGCAUGAUUUCCUAAAGACAACAACGCCCGAGCAAACUUGGGUUGCCUGCGCCGUGCAGGUGGGCGUCGGGCUGUCCUUAGGGCCAGCUGCUGUACCGGCAUGCCCCCAGCUGGUGUGCUGCAUCGUGCUCUCAGCAUCAGCCUGCCUGUCUGACAGCAUCUAGAAUAAUACCUGUACAAAACCUG